Acanthopagrus latus (yellowfin seabream) is the source of this 678-nucleotide messenger RNA. RefSeq names its product ATP synthase subunit d, mitochondrial-like. The transcript is spliced from 6 exons. The coding region runs from base 71 to 625 and encodes 184 amino acids. Gene Ontology annotation, molecular function: proton transmembrane transporter activity. Lineage: Eukaryota; Metazoa; Chordata; Actinopteri; Spariformes; Sparidae. The record is from RefSeq and is a predicted model, not a curated record. Gene Ontology annotation, biological process: proton motive force-driven ATP synthesis.
UGAGUCGCUGUACUCGGUCCGUCCAGCAGAGGGCGAUGGUGGGAGCAGCUCCCCGCUGCUGCUGCUCCCGAUGAAGAAGAAGCAGUUCCGCUGCUCCGCUCUGUCACAGCCAACACUAUCCUACAGCGAGAGAGUCAGGAUGGCAGGCCGUCGUGUAGCCCUGAAGGCCCUUGAUUGGGUGGCGUUUGCUGAGCGGGUUCCACCCAACCAGAGGACCAUGUUCAAUGCACUGAAGACUCGCAGUGAUGCCAUUGCUGCCAAACUAACUUCCCUGCCAGAGACUCCUGCAGCCAUUGACUGGAGUUAUUACAGGGGUGCAGUGGCCAAAGCUGGCAUGGUUGAUGACUUUGAGAAGAAGUUCAAAGCCCUGCAGAUCCCAGAGCCUGUUGACACACAGACGAGUGCCAUCAGUGCACAGGAAGCUGAAUCUAACAAAAGUGCAGAAGCCUACAUUGAAGCAUCUAAGGCCCGCAUUGCUGGUUAUGAGGCACAGUUGUCCAAGUUCCAGAACAUGAUCCCCUUCGAUCAGAUGACCAUCGAGGACCUCAACGACACCUUCCCCGAGACCAAGUUGGACAAGGUCAAAUACCCCUACUGGCCCAACAAGCCCAUUGCCGAUCUGUAAUCCUGAUACUGGACAUUUACCUCACAAUAAAAUAACGUAUUUUAAAAGAAAAA